Molecule: messenger RNA, 5144 nt
Organism: Ornithorhynchus anatinus (platypus)
Lineage: Eukaryota; Metazoa; Chordata; Mammalia; Monotremata; Ornithorhynchidae
Gene: WIPF1
Product: WAS/WASL interacting protein family member 1
Exons: 13
Coding region: 791-2287 (498 amino acids)
Molecular function (GO): actin binding
Source: RefSeq, a predicted model, not a curated record
CUUCACCUCCUCCUCCUCCUCCUUCACCUCCUCCUCCUCCUUCACCUCCUCCUCUUCCCCCUCCUCUUCCCGCCCCCCUUAGCCGGGCCGCGGCCGACAAGAUGCCCGGCGCGCUGCUGCGGCGGCGGCGGGGCCCGGGAAAGGGUCGGGGGCCGCCGGCCUCCCCGCUGCCGCCUCCCCGCCGCGCCGGGCCCUGAGGACACCCGUCCCGCACCGCUCCCGCACAUCGGUAAAGCGAGCCUUGGGACACUGAGGACGGCAGCAAUAGGCUGCUCGAGAACUCUUCCUACGGCCGAACGGCAGGAGACAUUGUGUUGAGCGGCGGCAGUGUCAUCCUGAGUCUGGCACCGAAGUGGAAGCCCCAGUCAGCGUUCAAGGUAGCACUGAAAUUCUCCAGUUGAUUAAGUUCACUGUACAAUAAUCGUAUUUCUCUGACUCGAGGAACACACUUACAGCCACCCUCAUACUCAUGCCCUCGCCUUGCUUCGAAUCAAUCACUCAAAGGAAUUCCAUCCAACUCUGCAGUGAAUUUUGAAUUUGUGGAGAGUUUCUGCUUUGCCGGGGAAAGGCAGCUGGGCUAUUCACAUGAAACCCUGAUUAUCUCAGCCGUCUUGCAAAAAGCACCCAACCUGCAACAAGGUUCAUCUUGACUCCAAGUGCACCACUAAGGUGUCUGUGACGAGCUUCUCUCUUCUUGAGGAUUUGGUGUUGGGUCUGUCGGCCUGCCCUGCUGAACCCUAGAGUGAAGAGGAAAACCUGAGCAGUACAAGUGAGGGCUUCAUCAUCCAAGAUGCCUGUCCCUCCCCCUCCAGCCCCUCCGCCCCCCCCAACAUUUGCACUGGCAAACACGGAAAAACCUUCCCUAAACAAGUCUGAACAGGCUGGGAGAAAUGCUCUUCUCUCUGACAUUAGCAAAGGAAAAAAGCUCAAGAAGGCUGUAACCAAUGACCGAAGUGCACCCAUCUUGGACAAGCCUAAAGGAGGCGGAGGCGGAGGCGGCGGUUUUGGCGGAGGCAGCAGUGGAGGCGGGGGCAGCGGAGGAGGCUUCGGAGGCGGUGGCGGCCCACCUGGUUUGGGCGGGUUGUUCCAAUCAGGAAUGCCAAAGCUGAGGUCUACUGCCAACCGAGAUAACGACUCGGGAGGAAGUCGACCACCAAUUUUGCCACCAGGAGGAAGAGCCAUGUCUGCCAAACCCUUUUCUCCCCCCAGCGGCCCGCCGCGGUUCCCAGGAUCUUCCCCAGGCCACAAGGGUGGUGCUCCUGAGCUCCAGAGGAGCCGAAUGCCUCCCCCUCCAAGGCCCGAUGCCAGCUGUAAGCCCGACGGCGGGCCUCCACCCAUUCCAAACACUCCGAGACCCUUCCAAUCCAGUUUCCACAACCGGGGCUCUCCUCCAGUACCAGGAGUCCCCAGACAGCCCAACCUGGGACCGACCCCGCCACCUUUUCCAGGGCACCGAAACCCAGCCUCCGGAGGAUCCAUCCGUCAGUCAUCCCCAGGACCCCCCUCUCCCUUCUUCAACAGGCCCCCGCUCCCUCCAGCCCCUGGCAGAGCCAUGGAGGACAAGCUGCCACCUCCCCCUCCUCCACUGGGAAAUAGGCCAAUGAUCAACAGGGAAGGGGCGCCACCUCCCCCACCUCAAAACAACAAGCCCCCGGUGCCUUCCACCCCUCGGCCAACCACCACCUCACAGGCCCCACCUCCACCACCUCCUCCUUCUAGGCCUGGCCCUCCCGCCUUCCCUCCAGGUUCCGGUGGAGGUGAUGAAAUUCCCAGGCUCCCCCAGCGGAAUUUAUCCCUCACUUCCUCCGGACCCCUCUUACCAUCAGCGGGGCGUUCCGGACCCCUGCCGCCCCCACCCAUGGAGAGGCCGCCUCCUCCCGUGAGAGAACCACCGAGCAGAUCAGGACCUCUUCCUCCACCACCUCCUAUAAACAGAAACGGUAACAUUGCAAGGGCAUCGCCCGCUCCCCAGCUGCCCUCCAGAGGUGGAUUAGAAACCCAGAGGGGCGGCCCAAGGCCUCCACUCCCUCCAGAUCGGCCGGGCUCCGGUGCUCCUCCCCCUCCACCGCCACCAUCCUCUUCGAUCCGAAACGGUUUCCAGGACUCACCCUGUGAAGAUGAGUGGGAAAGCCGAUUUUACUUCCAUCCAGUAUCAGACUUGCCACCUCCCGAGCCAUAUGUACCAAUGAACAAGAACUACCCCAGCAAACUGGCACGAAGUGAAAGCAGAAGUGGCUCCAGUAGGCGAGAAAGAGGAGCUCCUCCUCUCCCGCCCAUCCCGAGGUGAACAGGGGCCCCGACUUUCCAGCCGGACCGCUGUGUUUACCUGGACUGAACGGUUGCUUUGUUGUCGUCUCUGGAAAAUUGCCAUUUUUUAUAUUCCUUCCAUGUUGGCCAAGGGGCUAAGCAAGGAUUUUCUGAGAAUCAGCUAGAAAAAUGCAAGUAGAGUUUUAUGACCAGUAGAUGCCCAAAGCUGUGUGUUUGCUUCUGCUGCAACCAGUGUAAAUCAGCAUUUCAGGGACCACAUCAGGCAAUAGAUAAGUCCUUGUGACUGAAGGAUGGGACAAAUAUUCAGAUUUUAGGUCUGGGUCAGACAUUUAAAAUAGUUCCACUGCCUUUUGCUUCAUUGCCUUAAAGCUAGUCAUUGCUAGCAUUCCUUUCCAACUCCCCAUUUGCUUAAAGAGACCUGUUUCAUAGGAAGCUUGCUUUUUGUGUGUUUUUGCAUUUUUUAAGUUUUUUUUCUUUUCUGGCAUUCUGGCCUAUUUGCUAUGCAUCCGUGAACCACAGACCAUCCAACUGAGUUUGCUGAGCCUUGUCAGUCUGAGAAAGCCAGAAGUUGGCUUUUUACAGAAAAUGAAAAUGGUUGAAACCCACAGAAUGUUCUAGCAAUUCAGGGGAAGAGAGGUCCAGACCUUGUUUUGCAGUUAUUUGCAUGUUAGAUUUUUGUAUUUGUAUCCAGAGUUACUUAUGAGGAAUUCAGGUAAGGUCUAGACCUUUAAUUUCUUAGGAUCACGUGGAACAAAAUGGAAUAAAGCCAUAAUUAAACAGAAAGGGACUGAAGGCUUGUGAAUCUCACUACUCAGCACUGGCCGGUACAUCUGGCUGGAUGCCAGUUGGAUUCAUACCCUGCAGGUUUGGAGCAACCUAACCCUUAGCCUUUCCUCUCUUUCCCUGUGAUCAAGCUUCAUGUCUGUGGCCCAGCAUUGGUGGUUGCUUUGCAGAAAGUCAUGGAGGCAGGAGGCUUGGAAAAUGUUGUCUCAUUUUCUAGCAUCCCAAACAUUUAGAAAGGAAAGUGAGUUUGAGGCUGCUAGGCAUGUACCCCCCUGAGGGGGUCUGGAAUGGAGUGCCAUAGGAAACCUGCGUUGGAAAAUGAAAAUUGUUCAGUAAAAUCCCCAACCAAGAGAAGUUCGUGUUGGCAGCAUGUGAACAAGCCUCCAGAAAGGACCCUAAGAAAAGUCAGUCUUAACUUCUUCAGCCUAUUUUGUUUACAAAGCCACAUUGAAACUUUUUAAUCUUGUGAUAUUUGAAAAAAACAAAUGCUUUCAUUUCUGUGUUCUGCAUCUAAAUCCAGUGUUUAUAAUAGUUUCCCUUGCUAUGGUAGGUUAUAAAGUCAGCAUGUGAUAGUAACAAACAUUUAUGCAUCUACCUAAACUGGGUAUUAGUGCCUAUUUUUCAUUCACAGGUUGCUGGAUGAUUCCAACAUAAAUUCAGUCCAAAGAGGGAUUAUUUAAAAGAUUUGUAUUUAUAAACUAAAGGAUUGUAUCCGUUUAUAUGAAGAGAAGCAUUCAUAUGGAUUUCUAAAGAAAUGUGAAAUUCCCAAUUUGAGCAUACUGUAUUUUUUGUACCUUUCCUGUCUAGAAGUCCUGAACUUAAUUCAGUACUUCCCUGCUUCUCUUCCAUCUUUACACUUAUAUUCCAAGCAGUUGUUGGGUCUCUGCCCAGUGGUAUUUUUGGAGUUUAGAAGCAAAAGGAAGCAUAAUUUGCUUCAGUAUGUAGUACAGAGCAAAAUCUGCCCUCUUCAGGGUUUUUGCUGCUGCAGUAAGGGGUGAGGCAAGAUGCCAUGUCAUUCUUUGAUUGACUAUAGCCUUGAUCAGUGAGGUUCUCAGCAGUUGAUGUCCUAGGUAAAGUCCUCUUAAAUCCCUUACUAAGCCUGGGUGAAGCAAAGACAUGAAAAAAAUCCCACUCUACAGGAUGACCAGAUGUUUGUGGAGAGGUCAAAUGUGCAGUUUCAGUUCAUUUCAAAAAUUCCCAAUAUUUAGGAAUCCUCUCUCAAAUGGAGAUAAAAUCCCAGCUCAUGGUGGCCACCCAACCAGAAUUUAAGUUGGACAAGAGACUCUGCCUAGUUGUCACCAAUGUAUUCUUUCCCAGCACAUAGUACAGGGCUUUGCACACCCUAAGUGUUUAAUAAGUACUAUUACUGUUAUUACAUUUGCUCAAACUGCCCAUUUCUAAAAGUUGGCAGGACUUUUCCAGCUAGAAUUUUGUACAGUAUUUCUACACAAAUGCUCUAUGAAAACUACCGCAAAAGCCACCAAAAUAAGUAUUUCCUUUCCCCAAAUGAGGUUCCUACAUGUGCUUUCAUUUACUGUAAAAUUUCCAAAUACAAUAUAUUCAAGAUGCAAUACAGUAUUUUAACAUUCCUCAUAUCAUUUUAUAUUAAAACUAUUUACAGUAUUAAGAUUCAGUAUUUAUUUCAAUAUGCAUUUUGUUUAGAAAAAGGAAUAGAGCAGAAAAAAUGCUAAAAGCAAGUGGUGCCUUUGUGAUUCACGAGAAAUUGACUGUUUAUGUCCAAGCCACAGAUUAUUUUAUAGAUUUUUUAAAAUGGUUAGUUUUGUUUCCAUUUGUAUUACAAAGUCGUAAAUGUCUGUUGUUAUUGUGAGAGUGAAAUUAGAGAUGGGGUGAUUUGAAGAUUCCCAGUGUAUUUCUGGCAUAAAUUGAUCUUCCUCUCUCUCCUUUCCCUCUGUCUUGCCUUCAUCACCUAGUUUACAUUCAGGGACUGAAGGGGGAGAGGGAUUUUAAUGGCACUGUGAUCUCUACACAAGCAUAUUUUGGUUUCUUUUUAUCAUAAGAAUAAGUUCACUAUGAAAAUCUAUGUCUUUGUAAAGUAGCAAAAUAAUAAAUAAAAUCAGAAAAAUGUAUGUCAA